UUGAACCUGCACCCUCUGCCUAAAAGGCAGCGGCUGUAUCAUAACACCAGUAGGGACCAAAAUGUGAUGAUGGGUGAACUGUCAGUCACAUUACUCAUCUUUUUUCUCUCAAGGCACAUGCAUUGCCAAUUUGCGCCCGUGCACAAACUUGGGCCUUGGGCCACCUCCCAAAUCGUGGCGUGGGGCUACACACAGCGUGUAGGGAGCGGCUGCCCUGAUAUCAUGCCCAUACCAAGUGCACACACGCACCAACUGCCUCGUAUUGGUCAUAUUGAAAAGCUGAACUUUAGUUUUCGGAAAUCGUACUGUUAGGAAUGGAAUAUUUUUCCCUGUGCUAUCAGCAAGCUUUCAACAGGCCUUGUUCAAAGCAGAGAGCAUAUAGUAUACUAGUAGUAUAUAGUAUAGUAAUUAACCAUAGUUGUCCAUUUCUGACUAUCCUAUACUUUUGACUUGAAAGGAACAGUUUUGGGAAGGCGCCUUUUCUACCAAGCUACCAAAUCCUUAAUUAUCCUACCCAGGCAAAGUUUGCUGAAAAGCCUCAACAUCUGAAUUCUGAAUGCUUGGAUUGAAUGUGUUUAUGGGUCUCGCUGUUGUGGUUCUCUCAUUGGAUGCUUUGUUUCUGGGCCAGUGAGUAAGUAGGAGGCAAAUACACAGCGGAGGCGAAGGCCGGAAUGCCUCUCUCUCCUCUCAAGCAUUUCCCUUCUACCUGCAGAAGGCGGUCACAAAGUGAAACCACACCUCUGUGUGCCCUUUGUCAAGGAGGUGUGUCAAACCAAGGGGCAAGUGACACAAGCCUAAUCUUUGUAUUUGGAACAACCCUGAACACACACACACACACACACGCUUUCUGUGGCACAUUUCUGGCCCGGUGGAGUUGUGUGCUCUCAGCAAGACGACGAGGAAGGAACAAACAGAGGUGGCUGGGAGAUGAACUCUUUGAGACUGAAGGCGUUGGCAAACUCAGACUUGUACAGGCGAAGACAAGAGAGACCAGACAGCUAUGGUGUGCUCGGUGAUGGCUUCAGCAACAUGGCCAACGCGUUGGCCAACGCCAUGUGUGAGCGCUGCAAGAGCGGGUUCGCCCCGGCUGAGAAGAUCGUCAACAGCAACGGGGAACUUUACCACGAGCAGUGCUUUGUGUGUGCCCAGUGUUUCCAGCAGUUCCCCGAGGGACUCUUCUAUGAGUUUGAAGACAGGAAAUACUGCGAACACGACUUCCAGAUGCUCUUUGCUCCAUGCUGUCACCAGUGUGGAGAAUUCAUCAUUGGCCGCGUCAUCAAGGCCAUGAACAACAGCUGGCAUCCCGAAUGCUUCUGCUGUGACAUCUGCCAGGCCGUGCUCGCUGACGUCGGAUUUGUUAAGAAUGCUGGAAGGCACUUGUGUCGGCCAUGCCACAACAGAGAGAAAGCGCGUGGCCUUGGCAAGUACAUCUGUCAGAAGUGUCACGCCAUCAUUGAGGAGCAGCCCCUUCUGUUCAAGAAUGACCCCUACCACCCUGAUCACUUCAACUGUAACAACUGCGGUAAGGAGCUGACUGCGGAUGCCAGGGAGCUGAAGGGGGAGCUUUACUGCUUGCCCUGUCAUGACAAGAUGGGUGUUCCAAUCUGUGGGGCCUGCAGGAGACCCAUUGAGGGCCGUGUGGUCAAUGCCAUGGGCAAGCAGUGGCAUGUGGAGCAUUUUGUGUGUGCUAAGUGUGAGAAACCCUUCCUGGGACACCGUCACUACGAGCGCAAGGGCCUGGCCUACUGUGAAACCCACUACAACCAGCUGUUUGGAGAUGUUUGCUACCACUGCAAUCGCGUAAUAGAAGGAGAUGUGGUGUCAGCCCUCAACAAGGCCUGGUGCGUCAACUGUUUUGCUUGCUCAACUUGCAACACCAAGCUCACCCUCAAGGAUAAGUUUGUGGAGGUGGAUCUAAAGCCGGUGUGUAAGCACUGCUACGAACGCCUCCCAGAUGACAUGAAACGCCGUCUGGCCAAGCGAGAGCGUGACUCAAAAGAGAAAAAGAAGAAACCCUUGAUACCUAUGUGUCUGUGAUCAUGCUCUCUUGUUUCCUUCUGCGCACUUCAACCGUUCUUGGAACAAGUUUGUGGAGUUUGACAUGAAGCCGGUUUGCAAGAAGUGUUAUGAGAAAUUUCCACUGGAGCUGAAGAAGAGACUGAAGAAGUUGUCUGAAACUGUUGCAAGAAAGUGAACACCUCACAUCCACUUUUAGUCUUUUUUUAUGUAGAACUGCUAAUUCACAAGAGUUUGCAAAAUAUUACACAUACAUUUUCACUCUGCAGCUUCCUUUUUACACUGCUAUUUACAGUGCCGCCUCGGGCUAAAUUGGGACCCUGAGCAGAAUUUGAUUUAACAAAUUAACAAAGUGCCUUGAUAGGCAGCAGCUGUACCAUUACACCACCACGGAACGGGUGAAUUCUGCAAUUUUAGUCUCUCAUUCUGCUGCACGCUAUUCACCAUAUGCACAAAAGUGGGACCCCUCCAUGGGUUGCGGGGGCCUUAUGUAUAGCACGUGUUCCAUAUGUGGGGGGGGGGGGGGGGCACUGGCUAUUUAGUUCCAACACAUUAAGAUGUUUUACUGUGUUACUGAGUCUCUUGCAUAUUAAAAGAGUAAGUCCAAAGAAAAUUGAAGAAAACCCUUAUUUUGUUGAAUGCUUAUAUCUAUUAUUUACUGUUUAUUAUUAUGGCUAUUUUAUAUAUUGUAAAUGUGUGUUUUCUUUAAUAACUAUGUGGCCUUCUUGUUUCUGUAUUAGCUUUGGCUAUCAUUUUCGGUUUAUGAGUUUAUCUAUGAAAUCAGUGUUCCCUGUUAGUUGAUGUCAGAUUUAAACUUCAGUAAGACCAAUCCACACAUAUUUAUUUGGUUCAGUCUGGAAAACUACAAUUGUGAAGUACAAUUACUUCACAGUGCCAACACAUGCAUAAUAAGCUUGACAGCGGUCGGCUGUAUUUCAUGGCAACUGUUGCAUUACAGCCUGAUGGACUGUAGCAUUUGUAAGCACCGGAUGUGCUUGCGGCGUUAAAAACAUGUGUCGCUGCCGCUUGCAAUGCAGGGAAAGUUAUCCUCUUACCCCAACUUCCUCCAGAUUCGGAAAUGAAGCCGACUGUUCAAUCUGAUUAUCCCAAAUUAUUUAACCUCAACUGUAUUUUGUCAUAAAACCUGCAUACCUUUGAUUGGUUAUAAUUACACAUUCCUUGGCUUUUUAGAAAUGUGUUUUUGUUCUGAAUUUCAUAAUUUAUUCCAGAUCAUUUCAUUUAUUACGAGUACAUUUCUAUACUGUACAGUGGAUCCCUGCAAAUGUGCGGCCAACAAGUUAUUUUAAAAUAGUUUAUUCCGUAGAAAACACAUCUCAUUCACCCCAAGUCGGCAAUAAUAUAUAAAUAUUUGAUAAUAAAGCAUAAAAUGUACAGCAAACAUAUACCACUGUUUUGCCCACAAUUCUGGCCUAUUUAUGUGUUUAUGCUUAUGUGUUUUCACUUUCUUUGGCUGUCCUUGAACACACCAUAGUUGCUGUGAGAAAUGCAGGGAUCUACUGUGCUGAUUUAAAAAUAACUCAAUAAUAAAUAAUUCAGCAGCCCUGAAGAUAGGUGAAAAAAUAGAUUUAACUUGAAUGACCUGAUUUGAUGCCACAUUUUUUUUUCAUGUUGCUUGGCAAUCACGUAAACAAAAUGCAUGUAGGAAACUUGAAUGGAAAGUUGGUGUUUUUAUAAAUACUUUGUCUGUUCAUCAUAAUAAACGUUUAUUUAAAUUAU
Doryrhamphus excisus (bluestripe pipefish) is the source of this 3753-nucleotide messenger RNA. Its product is annotated as LIM and senescent cell antigen-like-containing domain protein 1. NCBI's taxonomy places the organism in Eukaryota, Metazoa, Chordata, Actinopteri, Syngnathiformes, Syngnathidae. Gene Ontology annotation, biological process: cell-cell junction organization; positive regulation of substrate adhesion-dependent cell spreading; cell-cell adhesion. Gene Ontology annotation, cellular component: focal adhesion; cell-cell junction; cytoplasm. The record is from RefSeq and is a predicted model, not a curated record.